GAAAAGUCAGACUGUCUCAAGCUAAAUCGUAAGCUUAGUUGGUUUGUGCGAAAAACCAAACUCUGAAUCUCAGUUUGUGUUUAAUCUUCACUGCCAAAAAACCAAAACAUACGUAAGCCUACUUAUGACUAAAGAUAACGCAAGCAUGGGAUCAGGGAGGUAAUACUACUAUAUUAAGCAGGACAUCUUGUUAUGAAGAAAAACUUGAGCUAAAGGCACAAUCCCCAUAGCAGGGACUGGAGGGAACAACCCAUCUUUACAACCAAAGCCCAUGUCUUCCACAUUGAUCCUAAAACCAAGAGGUCCUGGAUCCCUGCAAGUAGUCAGGCUGUUAAUGUUAGCUUCUUCUUUGACAGCACAAGAAAUCUCUAUCGCAUAAUAAGUGUUGAAGGAACCAAGGCUGUUAUAAAUAGCACAAUUACUCCAAACAUGACAUUUACCAAAACCUCACAAAAAUUUGGUCAGUGGUCAGAUAUAAGGGCAAAUACUGUUUAUGGACUUGGAUUUGGAUCUGAACCAGAGCUUAACAAAUUUAUAGAGAAAUUCCAAGAGGUUAAGGAAGCUACUCGACUGGCAGCUCAGCAGAAACCACAACAGUCUCAGACAAAUGGAGGUGGCAGUGCUCCUUUGAAUACAACAACAGGAGGCACUUCUCCAGCUAGUGGAAGGAGUCAACAGAAACAAGCACCAGUGGAGACUACUACAACAGAAGAGCUAACAAUUAGCGACCAGAUGGAGCAAAUAAACCUAUCUUCUUCUUUCUCAGCAACUACACAAAAUGAUAUCAACACUAUGAAGUCCCCUCUUGUUGCUCACCAAAGAAGCCAAAGUCUAUCUGGCCUUCAGGCUACUAAAACAGCAGAAAGUCCUAAACAUCAGCCAAAGGAUGAGUCGAUUGUAGCAAGUCUUCCUCAAUCAACUGUUGAGGCUCAACUACGGUAUGAGAAUGAUAGGCUCAAACUAGCACUUGCUCAGAGUUCAGCCAAUGCCAAAAAGUGGGAGGUAGAACUACAAACAUUGAAGACUAACAAUUCACGUUUGACAAAUGCAUUACAAGAAAGUACAGCUAAUGUUGAAGAAUGGAAAAAACAGUUACAUAGUCUCAAAGAAGAGAAUGCUAAGAUGAAAAACAGAGCAGCAGAACUAGAAAGUAAAAAAGGAGAUGCAAAUGGUAUAGCAGAUCUCACAAAAGAGAUAGCUUUUGCUCAGUCAAGAUCUGAAACACUUGAAAAUGAGGUGAAAAAAAAGGAGAAGGAUAUAGAAAUUCUGAGAAAGAAAUUAGAAGAACAGUCUGGUAAUCAGAAGGUAGAAGAGAAAUUGAAGAGCCUACUCUUGGAAAAUGAUAGCCUCAAAACAAGCAUGAACAAACUUCAGGAACAGUUGGAUACAGCUAAGAUGGAUAGUAAGACAAAAAAAGGAGCACUGGAACAGCUGAACCAAAGGCUUGCUCAGAAGGUUCAAGAAUUCAGAGAUAUUCAGCAGGAACUUGCAUCCAUCCUUAACUCCUGAUACAGCCCACCAGAUCAGUCUACUAUACUGGUCACAAUUUCAUACAUGGAAGCAGCUUUGUUCGUUAGAAAAAACUUUGUUCAUGGUAACCAGAGAGUAGCACCAGUCUCUGGUAGAAGUAUCAAAGCUGUACACCAGUUUCAAGUCAAUUUUCACUCCAGUUAAGUGUCCACUGAGAUGUUACAAACACAACGAUAAUAAACACUGUUAGAAUUUAUUUCUUCAUUGGUUAAUUAUUUAAAGUGAUAGUAAGUGCAAUCUGGAGUGCAUAAUUUUGAAAGAUACAAGGUAUAAUUAAUUCUUUAAUUAAAGUUAUAGUCAAGAAAAUAUUUAUUGCUGUAUUGAUAGGAAGUCUCAAUCAUGAGUUACUAUCUUCCUUUGAGAAGGAGUUUAUAUUCCUCAAUAGUGAUUAUAAAUAAUUUAAAGAAAUUGUACACAGUUUUACCCACCUGUUACAAGAGUGCUCAAAUAUUAGAUUAAUUUAUCAUUAACAGGAACUAGAAUAUACUUUUCUUUUCUUGAUAAGGAGAGUAUGUUGUAAUAGAGUUUCAAGAAAAUAACGUAAUGACUGAGAUUGCCAUUUGUCAGUACCCAGUAUGCUGAUGAUAAUUUUGUGUUGUUGCCCUAUAAGAAAUAUACUACCAAUUAUUUGGUUCUUAGUGUUGUUUUUGCCUUUCUGUCCAUGUUGCAUAU
Molecule: messenger RNA, 2202 nt
Organism: Limulus polyphemus (Atlantic horseshoe crab)
Lineage: Eukaryota; Metazoa; Arthropoda; Merostomata; Xiphosura; Limulidae
Product: homer protein homolog 1-like
Exons: 10
Coding region: 430-1509 (359 amino acids)
Biological process (GO): regulation of store-operated calcium entry; G protein-coupled glutamate receptor signaling pathway
Cellular component (GO): cytoplasm; plasma membrane; dendrite
Molecular function (GO): G protein-coupled glutamate receptor binding
Source: RefSeq, a predicted model, not a curated record